GGAUUUGAAAUGGCUGAUACACUUUAGUUUGUAGCUAUAAGUUCUAUCCUCUCACAAGCCACAGACGUCAUACCAGGAGACUAAGCUAUCUCCUUGGGACCUUUCGGCUAAAAUACAGCUGUCUGUACUUUAGUGCAGCUGGAAGAAAAUCACCAAAAACAGAGUGAGCCUUGGCAAGUAGCAAGUUUGUACGCCCUCUAGAUAUAAAAGACGAUGGAAUCUAAUUUCUCCGUGACUCUCUCCACCAACGCCAGCUACAAACCUGUGGAGGUGUUUACACAGAGAGUGUUCAAGGGAAGCACAGAGCACCUCGUCAAGUGGUGUCUCUCAGAGGACAAAAGACUCACCAACACGGCCAAUUCCCUCAAGACAUCUCGUGAUGGACUCUGUCAAGAGUAUACGGUGUGGAUGAGGGAGGAGGAGAUGAGUGCGUGCUGUCCACAGCUGCUCUCCAUGGAGAUAGUGAGGCCAUCUCAGGGAGAGACCAAGCUCACAGAAGAGCCCUCCCACGAGGAAGAGCCCCUCACUGAAAUGAAGGAUGACAUAAACAACCUCAUCUCUCGUGCUAAAAGACUGUCCACCCUCCCCUCUAGCGGCAAGAUGCUCUCAAACACCCUCAACAUCCUUAGUGCCUAUGCCAACAUCGGAGCAUUAGCCAACACUUUUCGAGAGAGCGGAGCCCUCGAUCUUCUUCUCACUCUUUUGGCCACCAAAGAUAGUACUGCCCAUAAGAGUGCUGGAAACAUGCUACGCUCUUUGACGACCUUUGACCUCUCUAGUCGAGCAUACGUACUACUGCACCUGUCUAAGAUUGACUCCUCCCAGUUAACGUCUGUACAGGGACGUCAGAUGCUUCUCGAUCUGUUCUCUGAGACUGCCUCCUCUGGAGAAAGUGAAGCCCUACUGAGGGGAAUUACCCUACCACAGGUCCCUGGUCGCUACGUCUUCUCACUGCUCAAGAAAUACCUGAGAGUCAACUCGAUGACUGCCAACUCACAAAGUAGAGACAUUGACCCUAGUACUUCCAACUCCAAACCCUCUGAGUUUGAGAAGUUCUUUGCUCUGGAUCAGCUCGUGAGUGAACUGUUCACGUUCUUUGGCUGGUUCGAGGGCUCCAUCGAUCGAGAAGGAAAUGAGCCAGUCAAGACUAUGAAGGGCGUCUCCAUCUUCGCUGGCACUCUACCAGUAGAGGAGAAGCCUGCCAAAGAGAAGAAGAACCCUUACAAAUCACGAGACCACUUCCUCUCUGAUCGAGAGUACGGUCGCUACAUGAAGACCGUCCUGCAACCCGGCAUGAAGGUUCGGGCCAGAGAGACCUACGAGUCCAUCUCCAUGGGCGACUUUGGGGUAUAUCUACAGACCAACGACGGCACACCCCCUGCCCAGGUCACAUGGGAGGGACUAGGGGACGCCUACUGGGUGUACUGGCAUCAGGUGGACUUACUGCCCUCGGAGGACGAGAAGAAAACAACUGACUCCAGUGGUUGAGGAUGGCUAAGAGUUCUUUGCACGACGGCAGCAGGUGACUCUGUUCUCAGCACCCAACUACUGUGGUGACAAUGACAACGCGGGAGGGAUGACGAGUGUGGACUCCAGUCUCAUGUUCUUUCCAGAUUUUGAAGCCUUCUGAGAAGAAAGCCAAAUAUCAGUACUCUGACCUGAAUUCGGAUCGACCCAUCACCACCAAAGCAGCCUCUAAUAAAACCUAGGAUCACCUCCAAAUAACGCAUGCCCCAUAGUGUUCUAAUGGUAGACAUUUUUUCAUUAUGUAUAAUUAUAAUUCUGUACUGUGACGUCCAUAAGUAGUAUGUACUGUUGUGUUAUAGUAAUUAUAAAUGCUCCUCCUGCGAUAUAUUUUUUGUCAUGUUUA
Messenger RNA from Halichondria panicea, 1870 nucleotides. RefSeq names its product cullin-9-like. NCBI's taxonomy places the organism in Eukaryota, Metazoa, Porifera, Demospongiae, Suberitida, Halichondriidae. The transcript is spliced from 7 exons. The record is from RefSeq and is a predicted model, not a curated record. The coding region runs from base 214 to 1488 and encodes 424 amino acids.